Haliotis rufescens (red abalone) is the source of this 3948-nucleotide messenger RNA. RefSeq names its product glycoprotein-N-acetylgalactosamine 3-beta-galactosyltransferase 1-like. Gene Ontology annotation, molecular function: N-acetylgalactosaminide beta-1,3-galactosyltransferase activity. Bases 175 to 1161 code for a protein of 328 amino acids. Gene Ontology annotation, cellular component: membrane. The transcript is spliced from 4 exons. The record is from RefSeq and is a predicted model, not a curated record. NCBI's taxonomy places the organism in Eukaryota, Metazoa, Mollusca, Gastropoda, Lepetellida, Haliotidae.
UCAUGCAUUAGCGCAUGAGGUUGGUUACAGCGAGUCAAAUACAAACUCAGGGAAAUGUAUGUGCGUUUUGCGGGUACAAAACAAGUAUUUUCACUUGUUUACCAUUGUGUAUUGGAGGAUGCGUUCUUUGUGGUUUGUGUCAAAUCCUAAUUUGAUGUGAAAGAGAACUCGAGCAUGAAAACAUCUUGGACUUUCUACGUUGGCAUGGUAACGGGCAUCCUUGUUGUUCUGACUUUGGUUCUCAUCAAGAUGAAUACCUCAAAAUGGAAGGGUGGAUUAUUUCCACGAGAUAUGCAGGAUGGCUUGAAACACACGCUUCUCACCGAGGAACCUGGGACAUCCCCUCCUGGCAUGCGAGGACAACGGAUAUUGUGUUGGAUACUUACCCAACCAAAGAAUUUGAAGAACAGAACUCUUGCUGUCAAAGAAACAUGGGGAGGUGACUGUGAUAUAACGCUGUAUUUCAGUUCCGUCACGGACCGUCAGUUCCCAACAAUAGGAUUAGGCAUACCAGAAAAAAGGAAGAACCUAAUCAAGAAGGUUAUCGCUGCUUUACAAUACAUUGACAAGUUCUAUUCGGACAAAGCCGAUUGGUUCUUAAAAGCUGAUGAUGACACAUUCAUCAUUGUGGACAACUUACGUCAUUUCCUGAGGACCAAAGACCCGGAUGCACCAGUGUAUUAUGGGUGUAAACUCGAGGGGAAGCGUCUACACUACCACAGUGGUGGGGGAGGAUAUGUGAUGAGCAAAAAUGUUCUCAGGAAAUUUGUUCAAAAUGUAAAUAAAUCACCGGAAUGUACAAUGCAGGGAGCAGAGGACGCUGCUGUAGGGAGAUGCUUGAACUCCCUCGGCGUCCAUCCAUCUUACAGUGUCGAUCAAAAUGGAUACUUCGUGUUCCACUGGUCUUCGGUUUUCUUGUACCUGGUUGGAAUCACAGAGGACACUCCUAACUGGGUGAUACAAAGACAACCAUUCUGGAGUCGUCACAACGUUGCAAGCAAUGUAUCCGUCAGUUUCCACUAUGCACGGAAUGGUGGUAUGAGAGCGAUGCACUUUCUCCUCAACAAUCUCACUGUGCAUGGUUAUCGGAAACCAACAGUCUACCGCCUGCAGGGGGAGUCACGUCAAACAGUACCUACAUCAGGGAACAGACUCCGUUAAAACUUCCCCUUUAAACUUCACACGGGACUUGAAGUAUAUGACAUGAAGGACAAGACUUGAAGUAUAUGACAUGAAAGACAAGACUUGAAGUAUAUGACAUGAAGGACAAGACUUGAAGUAGAUGACAUGAAGUACAAGACUUGAAGUAUAUGACAUGAAGGACAAGACUUGAAGUAUAUGACAUGAAGGACAAGACUUGAAGUAGAUGACAUGAAGUACGAGACUUGAAGUAGAUGACAUGAAGUACAAGACUUGAAGUAUAUGACAUGAGGGACAAGACUUGAAGUAUAUGACAUGAAGGACAAGACUUGAAGUAUAUGACAUGAAGGACAAGACUUGAAGUAGAUGACAUGAAGUACAAGACUUGAAGUAUAUGACAUGAAGGACAAGACUUGAAGUAUAUGACAUGAGGGACAAGACUUGAAGUAUAUGACAUGAAGGACAAGACUUGAAGUAUAUGACAUGAAGGACAAGACUUGAAGUAUAUGACAUGAAGGACAAGACUUGAAGUAGAUGACAUGAAGUACGAGACUUGAAGUAGAUGACAUGAAGGACAAGACUUGAAGUAUAUGACAUGAGGGACAAGACUUGAAGUAUAUGACAUGAAGGACAAGACUUGAAGUAGAUGACAUGAGGGACAAGACUUGAAGUAUAUGACAUGAAGGACAAGACUUGAAGUAUAUGACAUGAAGGACAAGACUUGAAGUAUAUGACAUGAAGGACAAGACUUGAAGUAUAUGACAUGAAGGACAAGACUUGAAGUAUAUGACAUGAAGGACAAGACUUGAAGUAUAUGACAUGAAGGACAAGACUUGAAGUAUAUGACAUGAAGGACAAGACUUGAAGUAUAUGACAUGAGGGACAAGACUUGAAGUAUAUGACAUGAAAGACAAGACUUGAAGUAUAUGACAUGAAGGACAAGACUUGAAGUAUAUGACAUGAAGUACAAGACUUGAAGUAUAUGACAUGAGGGACAAGACUUGAAGUAUAUGACAUGAGGGACAAGACUUGAAGUAUAUGACAUGAAGUACAAGACUUGAAGUAUAUGACAUGAAGGACAAGACUUGAAGUAUAUGACAUGAAGUACAAGACUUGAAGUAUAUGACAUGAAGGACAAGACUUGAAGUAUAUGACAUGAAGGACAAGACUUGAAGUAUAUGACAUGAAGGACAAGACUUGAAGUAUAUGACAUGAACGACAAGACUUGAAGUAGAUGACAUGAAGUACAAGACUUGAAGUAGAUGACAUGAAGUACAAGACUUGAAGUAUAUGACAUGAAGGACAAGACUUGAAGUAUAUGACAUGAAGGACAAGACUUGAAGUAUAUGACAUGAAGGACAAGACUUGAAGUAUAUGACAUGAACGACAAGACUUGAAGCAAAGGACACCUGGGGUCGAUGACUUUUUAUAAUGUUGCUGAUGAGGAGUUAUCCUCGUAUAUGUCCCUGCAAGUGUUGUGACACUUUUGUGAAACGAACACGUUAACUUAUACGUACCUGGUACGACUCUUACGUUAUUUAACCAAAGUUGAUAUUAUGUAUAUAAUAGGAUGUUAUUGACACCCUUGAAAUAUAGAUAUAUAAACGAAAUACCGCUUGUGCUUGCAUCAACUUAUCACGCAGGGCCUAUAUGGAUAGCACAGUAGCUAAAGCUGGGAAAAAGGCCAAAUGUUUUCUGUAAAAAUAGUAUUGAUAUUUAUAGUUUACAAUAAUUCAUUUAUCAUCGAAUGAGCCUUCAUAUGCCUACACUCAAUUUACUGAGAAAACCUUCUAAAGAAUGACUCAGCAAACUGACUUUCAGAAGCUGUAAAAGAGUCGAGUCUGGACAAAGCAGAAUUCAGGAUUAAAAUGUUUGACUUGCACAGAUUUAUCAGACUCGAUUAUUUACAGAAAUAUGUGAUAUAGCUGGACAACCCAGAAGUCUAAGGUUUUACUGUUUCCAGUAUACGUUAAGUCAAUUUGGUAUUUGACUUCGGACAAUGAAUUCUGCUCUUAUCAGAGAUUACUUCAGACCUAGAAAAAUAAAGUUUGCCACUUUAUUUAUAUAUUUAAUAAAUAACUAUAUCUGUGACAAUACCUCAAACAGCUGUGUGACGUAUGUUCUAUUGUACUACUGACACCGUGGGAUGAGGACAUCAAUAUACAUAACCAUUACUUGCACUGCUUGUAGCUUCAAUGUAGUUUUAUUACGUAUUGAACUGGUAUAUUACGACGAUGUAGGUACGCCUUAUAAUAUUAACUACAUGGAAGUUAAAUCCCGGUUGUUCACGAUGUGAUACAUUGUUCCUACCUAGCUGGUCAAUAAAAGCCCCCGACUACAGCUGUUCCCAACGGUAGCACGUUGUGCCCGGCAAACAAGUAAAGAGUAGGCGACUUUAGUCACAGAUAUGUACACGAUGCAUUCGAUCAUGGUAUCGUUGCGUUGUGGGACCUCUCUUCUACUAUAAUUAUUCCUGUGAACUAUUUCAUGAUACCACGGACAACUAGACGCGGACGUCGUUUUCUUACCGCCAUUUUUAUUCUCCCCAACCAAAGCUCCUUCCCAGCGCGUGACACCUUCGUUACACUCUCGGUAACAUCGCUGCCACCAGUGUGAGCGCGGCCAUUACAAGAAUCUUGAAAUUUGGACUCUAACCCUAAAUGUAGUCACGUUCAUACUUUUGUUCAUGUCUUUGGGAAUGCCAUCAUAGUGAAUUUUGAAAAGGUUUACGACUGACCAUGUUUUCCAGAUGAAUUUACUUUGUUGUUUGUACAAUCAGAUUGGUUCGAGAUUGCAGACUAACGGAAA